UGCAAACCGAUGGUGCAAAAUGAAAGCACGUGGUAAUGUUGUUUUGUAAAUGUACUGUUUUGCUGUGAGAUGGUUGUUUUGAUCAGUGGGUUGUAUUAAAAUAAAAACGUUUACAACGAAAGUUAGCGCUGAUUCAUCGAAUAUGAAAAAUUCGAAGAAAAAAGUUACGCAAAAUUGUGCACCUCAUGAAACAAACAAAGUGCCAAAGAAAGUAAAAGAUCAUUUGAAACCAAUCGUGCAAAAACUUUUAAAUCAAUGCUCUAAUUCAAAAGUUUUGUCUAGAAAAUUAGAAUGGGAUGAAAUGAAAGCAAAUUGUGCAUUAUUACAAACUAUACAAGAGCUUGAAAAGAAAUAUCAUUUCCCAGCCACUGACCGAAGUCAACACUGGGAAAAAUUUUAUGAAUGGUGCUCAGAGCAUGGAGCUAAGUUUAGCUGUGUAAAAGUAAAAGAAAUAAGUGAUGGAAAUUUCGGUGUUGUGGCAGAGGAAGAUAUAAAGGAGCACGAGCCAUUUCUCACUAUUCCUAGAAAAAUGAUGAUGUCUGAAAUUUCUGCAAAGAAUUCAAAAUUAGGACCUCUUAUUUCCAAAGAUCCCAUUUUACAGCACAUGCCUAAUAUCCAGCUUGCUAUGCAUCUUCUUAUGGAAUACCUGAAUCCUGACUCAUUUUGGAAACCUUAUAUAUCUAUUUUACCAUCCACUUUUGAUACUGUUUUAUAUUUUACAUUAGAGGAACUGCAAGAGUUACAAGGAUCUCCUGUUUUAGAUGAAGUAUUCAAAUUAUUGCGCAGUGUGGCUAGGCAAUAUUGUUAUUUUUUCCAGCUUUUCCAGAAUGAUUCUUAUGCUAAAUCUCUGAAUAUUGGUCAAUAUUUUACAUAUGAUUUAUAUCGUUGGGCGGUCUCUGCGGUUAUGACUAGGCAAAAUGUUAUUCCUUCUGCCGAUGGAUCACAGCAAGUAACGUCUUUAGUGCCUUUUUUUGAUAUGUGCAAUCACAUUAAUGGAAAACUUUCUACAGAUUUUAAUUUAGAACAAGAUAGUUUAAUUUCAUAUGCAUGUCAACAGUUUCUGAAAGGUGAAGAAGUUUGUAUGUUUUAUGGUCCAAGAACUAAUGCUGAAUUUUUUGCCCAUAAUGGAUUUGUUUAUCUUGACAAUGAAAAUGAUGCUGUUGAAAUUAAAUUGGGGAUAAGCAAAUCUGAUCCUCUUUCUGUGCCAAAAACAGAGUUGUGUGAAAUCAUGAAUAUUAAUUUAUCUGAUCAUUUUUAUAUUCAUAAAGGAAAUAUCAUCUCAGAAAAGCUCUUAACAUUUUUAAAGAUCAAUGUGAUGAAAGAAGAAGAACAGGAGAUUGUACUUAGAAAUAAGCAAGACUGUAGCAGUUCAAUGUUUGAAAAAUUUCCUGAUCUCAAUAGAAGAGCUCUGUUGUAUUUAAAGGACAGAUUAUUUCUUUUACUGAAGUGUUAUAGAACUACAUUGCAGGAAGAUGAAGACCUCUUAAGAAGUAGUGUUCCUGAAUCAAACCGUCUGCAUUUAGCAUUGCAGCUACGUUUGAGUGAGAAAAGAAUUCUUUCAGAUGCAUAUAAAUACUGUGAAGAAAAUACUUUGUAAUGAUAAUGAAACUCAUUUUCUGCUAAGAUGAAUGUGCAUUUAUUUAACUUAUUUUAGAUUUCUGUAUUUAAUAAUUAAUCUUACUGCAGUUUUAUUUGUUAGAGGAAUUUUCAAAUGUGAUAUUUUCUACUAACAAUUGAGCUCUUUGGAUGAAAUGAAUAUUAGAGAUCAACAUUCUCUUUAAUUCGCCACAUCUUUUGUCAUAAUGAUAUUGUCAUAUAUUUUAGCAUAUUUUAAAAAUAUGGUUCCAAUCAUUGUUUCCAAAACAUUAUUCUGAAGCUUGCCGAUAGUUGUAUAUUAGUAUACAUAGCACUGCCUACAUUUCACUCAAAACUUUCAAUACUGGAGAAGAGGAUAAGUAAUCACCUUCUAAUUGCUUUGUGCAAUCAUAUUAAAAUAUUAAAAAGUACUAGAAAGAUGUAUGGUUAGCUUUAUUUGUUUAAUUAGUGGCCAUUAUUUAAAUUCAUGCAUAAUAUUUAAUGAAACAUGAAUUCUUUGUGUUGAAUAAUUUUAUAUUUAAUUAAUUUAUGUUAUAUAUUCAAAUUAUGUGCAAAAUAGGCCUCAAUAUUAAGUAUUUUGUUUUUUAAAAAUUUAAGGUCUUCUCAAACAAGUAGUUGAAACAUUACUUCACAGAUCAUUUAUACUUGCAUUGUUAUACAAAUUAUAUUAUUUAAUAUUACCUAAAAACAAAUGUUCUGUUUAAGAGCAUUAAAACAUCAUGUCUACUAUUAAGUGAUAAAUUUUGCAUUUUUAUGGAAUAAGACCUUAUACUCUUGCACUUGCAUAAGAUCAUUCAUCUAUUGCCAGGAUGUGAAAUAUAUGAUCUGUGCUUGGAGACUUAUGUUGCAAGCCUUAUAUGUAGGCAGUUGAAUAAAAGUUUUCACAUGAGUAUCUAAAUUUAGGAUAUUUUGCCUAGUUACAUUUUUAUGAGGUGUUUUAUCUUAUGAGUGAUGAAAUGUAAUCUCGAUCAACCCAAUUUUAAAACACAUACUUAAUAGUGUUGUGAUACCUGAACAUAAAUGUAAAAGGCUAAAUUUGUAUUAAGUAAUGGAUACAGAAGAAUUCGACACAAACAAAAACAUUUACUGAAACUUAUUGAAAAUACAAACAAUAAAUCAUAAAUGUGCACAUAAUUUGUGCUUUGAAGUACACCUAAAUGAAUUUCGUAGUUCUUGAACCUUUUACAUGAAUAAAACAAAUGUACUUGUUUGUGUGCUGCUUCCUUGCCAUGCACAUUUGAUGGUAACAACUUCCCCCCUUUUUUCAUUUGAGUAACAAUUUUUUAUGCCAUGACUUUUAUUGACCAUUAUUUUAUUUAUUUAUUUGCUUCACCUUUCCAUAGGGCUGCAGCACAUUUAAUUUUAAAAAGUAAGCGCUGAUUAGCUCAUAAGAAGAAAUCUUUUCCGUUGUACUGUUCUGUUUUUUAAUUCUUUUAUUUAAAUAUGAAUAUUCAACUAAUUGGCCAAUAGCUGCACUGUGACAGUUCUAUUGCCUGCAUAAUUUUAUUGCAUUCUACAUGGAAUUUCAGCAUUUAUCUGUAUACAGGAGAACUGUGUUAAGAAGUUUUUAAAGAGUCCAGCACUUCUUAAAUGCAAAGGUUUAUUAAGAGGCGGGAAUAUAUUAAAAGACAAUAGAUUAACUGGAGAAUAACUUAAAAACACACAAAAGGCAACCUGAAAUUUUCACUCUGGUCUGUAACAUACUUAUUAGGUGGUAAGUCUGUGUUUUAGGAUCUUAUAUAUAAACUGCAAUUCCAGCAAUUUUCUGGCAUGUAAAAUUCUAUUAUUAGCCGUGUAUAUAUAUUGAAGUACACAUUAAUGCAUGUUCCAUUUAUGAUUUUGUUGGUUAGUUAACUGAUGUAAUCAGCAUGUUACUGUUCAAGGCUUAUAGCCUAUGUCAAAUUUGCUCAACUUUUCGAUGAGUGACAAUUUUUUAUGCAAGAUUUUAUGAUUUAUAAGCAUACAGGAAAAUAUAAAAUAAUUAUGUAUUAGAUGAAUAGUUUGUAUUGAGUCAAAAACCUGCUGCAAACAGUUUGCAGUACUAGCAACUGAAAAUUGCAUAAAAUCUUCUAAAUCUUUUAUUUUUCUGUAACAUGCAUAGAGAUUAUUUGCAUCAGAGUAUAUUUCAGUAGCUUUAGCAAUCAUAUUGUGAGAGAUUGGUCAGUUGAUUGAAAUGUAACAGAUUUUUUUUUAAUCAUUAACAAAAAAUAAAAUUCUUAAAAUAAUUUCUAUAUGCACUAAAACUCAUUAAAUUAGUAAAAUUUCAUAAAAUGCAUUUUCUUGGUAUCAUGGCAUUAGGUAUGUGUAUACAAUAAAUUUAAUAAACUGGAACUCCAAAUCUGCAAAAUGUUUGCAUCUGUCUUUUGAAAUUUUAUUUUGGGAUCUUGGAAAAUUAAAGAGAGAGAGGUAAAAAGUAGAGCUUCUUAGAGGUAAAAGCGUCUUAUAUACAAGUAGUAACUUCUUGUAUGUGUAUCUGUCUAUUUUUAUACACGCAGGUACAUCUAUAAAUUUUUAUAAGUGUGUACUUGAUAUUUAUGAAGAACAGAAACAAAGCUAAACAGUCUGUAGAACAAUUUUAAAAGUUAUUCUUCAUCUGUUAAGUAUUGGUAUUAUUGUUAAUACCCCAAUAUAUGAUCAAUACAUAACAUAUUCAAAAGAUUAGCAAUCUGAUAACAGAUGUGUGUGUGAUUAUGGCAAAGCCUCGAGGGCUAUCUGCCUAAGGGGAGGAUGCCUUCGUGGAGGACUUUCUAAGGGAAACUGGCUCGUAUACCGUUCACUGGCGAAGA
Stegodyphus dumicola is the source of this 4382-nucleotide messenger RNA. It is a transcript of the gene Setd3, whose product is annotated as SET domain containing 3. The record is from RefSeq and is a predicted model, not a curated record. Gene Ontology annotation, biological process: actin modification; peptidyl-lysine trimethylation; peptidyl-lysine monomethylation. Lineage: Eukaryota; Metazoa; Arthropoda; Arachnida; Araneae; Eresidae. Gene Ontology annotation, molecular function: protein-L-histidine N-tele-methyltransferase activity; protein-lysine N-methyltransferase activity; protein binding.